This is a messenger RNA of Guyanagaster necrorhizus, 430 nucleotides long. RefSeq lists its product as uncharacterized. The record is from RefSeq and is a predicted model, not a curated record. The transcript is spliced from 3 exons. Gene Ontology annotation, molecular function: copper chaperone activity; copper ion binding. Lineage: Eukaryota; Fungi; Basidiomycota; Agaricomycetes; Agaricales; Physalacriaceae. Gene Ontology annotation, biological process: mitochondrial respiratory chain complex IV assembly. Gene Ontology annotation, cellular component: mitochondrial intermembrane space. Bases 38 to 277 code for a protein of 79 amino acids.
CCAUCUCCCAGUUACUACUCGUCCUCCAGUGCGAAACAUGUUCGAGAGGAUUACUUCUCUAUGGGUUUCUACGCCAGAGAAGCCCUAUGAUCCUACGGAUCCGAAAAUGAAUCCCUUGAACCCACAAGGACUCAAACCUUGUUGCGCGUGCCCUAAAACAAAAUCUGCACGAGAUGGUUGCUUCCUAAAGUAUGGUACAACGGAGGGUGAUGAGAAAUGUCAAGAGCUGGUACAAAACCACCUUGCGUGCAUGCGAGGACUGGGCUUUAAGAUUUGAAGGUUCUGCGGGCGCGUAUUAGAAGAAGCGAACCAAUCCCCACUCAUACUAUAAAUACUGUAUGUAAUCUCGAAGGCGAGUACACACGCAUAAAGUUGGUUUUCCCCACACACACACACACACACUAUAAACUACAUUUUCGGCAACCAAUCC